This is a messenger RNA of Ceratotherium simum simum (southern white rhinoceros), 1806 nucleotides long. RefSeq names its product carbonic anhydrase 8 (inactive) (gene CA8). The record is from RefSeq and is a predicted model, not a curated record. Gene Ontology annotation, molecular function: zinc ion binding; carbonate dehydratase activity. NCBI's taxonomy places the organism in Eukaryota, Metazoa, Chordata, Mammalia, Perissodactyla, Rhinocerotidae.
CGCGCGCUCGCACCCCCACGCGCUCACACUCACACGCGCACUGUCACACGCUCACCCUCCACUCCGACGCGCUCACACUUGGACACGCGCGCUCACACUCCCACGCGCUCCCACGCCCACUCCAGCCCGCUUGCCCUGAAGAGGCGCAGGCCCCGCCGGCCAGAGCGCCCAGGGGAUCCACGGUCUUCCCAUGGCUGACCUGAGCUUCAUCGAAGAUUCCGUCGCCUUCCCGGAGAAGGAGGACGAUGAGGAGGAAGAGGAAGAGGGUGUGGAGUGGGGCUACGAAGAAGGUGUUGAGUGGGGCUUGGUGUUUCCUGAUGCUAAUGGGGAAUACCAGUCUCCCAUUAACCUAAACUCAAGAGAAGCUAGAUAUGACCCCUCCCUGCUGGAUGUCCGCCUGUCGCCAAAUUACGUGGUCUGCCGAGACUGCGAAGUCACCAAUGAUGGACACACCAUUCAGGUUAUCCUGAAGUCAAAAUCAGUUCUAUUGGGAGGUCCACUGCCUCAAGGGCAUGAAUUUGAACUGUAUGAAGUUAGAUUUCAUUGGGGAAGAGAAAACCAGCGUGGUUCUGAGCACACGGUUAAUUUCAAAGCUUUUCCCAUGGAGCUCCAUCUGAUCCACUGGAACUCCACCCUGUUUGGCAGUAUUGAUGAAGCUGUGGGGAAGCCCCAUGGAAUCGCCAUCAUUGCUUUGUUUGUUCAGAUAGGAAAAGAACAUGCAGGCCUGAAGGCUGUGACUGAAAUCCUCCAGGAUAUUCAGUAUAAGGGGAAGUCCAAAACCAUACCCUGCUUUAAUCCUAACACUUUAUUACCAGAUCCUCUGCUGCGUGAUUACUGGGUGUAUGAAGGCUCUCUCACUAUUCCACCUUGCAGUGAAGGAGUUACCUGGAUAUUGUUCCGAUACCCUUUAACUAUAUCCCAGCUACAGAUUGAAGAAUUUCGAAGGCUGAGGACACAUGUUAAGGGGGCAGAACUUGUGGAAGGCUGUGAUGGGAUUCUGGGAGACAAUUUUAGACCCACUCAGCCACUUAGUGACAGAGUCAUUAGAGCUGCAUUUCAAUAGCCAAAGAGAACAGGAGCAAGUCCAUCUUCAUCUGGGAGGAAGACAAUGGUCCUAUAGUGCCCUUGGAUGAGAAACGGAAACCUUUGAGCUGCAGCUUUGGUUUAUCCUCAAAUCCUGCAUUGUUUGUCUUCGUCUAAUCCAGCUGGAUGGACAUCUGUGACAGCUGCCAGUACACAUGCUCUAAUGAAAUAUUUGAAAUGGCUGUACAUUCAAAAGAAACGCCAUAUUGUAUAUCCACAUCACUGCUGCUAGUAUUCAUAUUUUUGCACAUACUGUUUAUUGCUUAUGUGUAGAAAAAAUGAAACUAGUUUUCAGAGUUGUUAUUAAUAUGAAUAUAUAUAUCAUGCAUUAAUAUUGAGACAGGAAAAAUACAUUUUCAGCGUUAGCAGUCCUUCGUUUCCUGUCUCCAAUGGAAAAUUCACUCAUUCGGAGAAUAAUGUAAUUCUUGAUAAUAAAAUAAGAGUUUUGAUCAAGAACAGCAUACAGCUUCAAAAUGGAAUGUGGAGGAUUAAUAAAAAUCAUGGCUCAUGUUAUUUUUCAGCCCUCAUACCACAAUUAAUGUCAGGCUCGUUUGUUAUAGAAUACAAUUUGGGAGUUAAUGCAAGAAUGUAAUGCUCAAUUUAUAUAUUACUUUCUUAGUUAAGGGAUUUAAUUGAAUAUAUGAAUCUAAUUGUAUUUGUUUGACAUAUUAGAAGCUGUGGUGUCUAGGAAUUUGAGAAAAGUAUAAGAAAUAGAAUAAAAAG